Aspergillus chevalieri is the source of this 1023-nucleotide messenger RNA. Its product is annotated as S-adenosylmethionine-dependent methyltransferase. Bases 1 to 1023 code for a protein of 340 amino acids. The transcript is spliced from 3 exons. Lineage: Eukaryota; Fungi; Ascomycota; Eurotiomycetes; Eurotiales; Aspergillaceae. The record is from RefSeq and is a predicted model, not a curated record.
AUGAUUAGCAGGGACCCCGAGGAGCCACUUCACGUGCUCGACCUGCCUCAAAUCUAUACCAAACCGUCGGGAACUGAGUUGAUGAAAGCCAUUGACCUUCUAGCGAUCAAACCACGAUCUUUCAGUACAGACGCCGAAACGACAAAGACACCGUCCGUUGACCCGUCCGGAGUAACUCGCUAUCUGACUUCAAUUAUCUCCAGUCCACUCUCAUGGCUUGAAACCGACGCACUCCGGGAUGCUGUAUGGGAUGCCGCCUCUGCUCGUCUUAGCGAGCGGUGCGGCCGGACUGCCAUGCCAGCUAUGUCUCGAGUCUUCACAGUACCUACAACAGGAAGCGAACACUUCACACUAACUCUCCACGAACCCUCACUCACCGCUGACAACCUGGGCAUGAAGACCUGGGUAUCCUCCUAUCUCCUCUCCCAUCGCCUCCUCACAGUCCUCGACACCACGCCCCAACUUGUGCCAUCUACGACAACUACUCCACAUACCGAAGGCAAGCUUCGAGCGCUAGAGCUGGGAGCAGGGACUGGACUCGUAGGACUUUCAUUCGCAGCCCUCCGGGGCAAUUCGGCCACGAUCCACUUGACGGACCUCCCACCGAUUGUCCCCAACCUCGCACAUAACGCUUCUCUGAACGUGGAACUGCUCAACAGCACGGGUGCAACGGUGACAACGGGCAUUUUGGACUGGUCUAUCAUCCCUGAUCCACUUCCCACCCCAGAGGAACAAUACGAUAUCAUCCUGGCUGCGGACUCGCUAUAUUCGCCUAGUCACCCAGAGUUGCUCGUUAAUGCCAUCACGCACUGGCUGAGUCGUGGCCCGAAUGCGCGCGUUGUACUCGAGAUGCCGCUGCGCGAAUCGUACUUGCCGCAAGUAGAGGAACUCCGGCAGCGACUGGGGAAGCUUGGUCUUGCAGUGCUGGACGAAGGAGAGGAGACAGGUUACGAUGACUGGGAGACUGCAGAUGGGUCAGCAGUUGCGGUCCGGUGUUGGUGGUCUGUUUGGGGGUGGCCUUAG